AUGGAGGGAAAGAUGUUGUGUGAAGAUAUGUUGCUGGAAAUUCUGUCAUGGCUUCCAGUGAAAUCUCUAAUGCGAUUCAUGUGCGUGAGCAAGUACUUUCGAUGUCUCGUAUCGAAUCCUCGUUUUGUGGCAAAGCAUCUUGAAAAUUCACGAAAAAGGACAAGUUUCUUGUCAAGUUACUCAAACGAAGAUAAAACUAAUAGUUAUGUGUUUCCCUCAACUAUCAGUUCUUUGAUUGAAGAAGAUUCAGAACCCGUCAUUGCUUCUGAUACUGACCAUGGAUCUGAUUCUGAGAGGAAAAAGUAUCGAGUUCUUGGUUCAUGCAAUGGCUUGGUCUGUUUGACUAAUGGGGACGAACAGGUAAUCAGGUUUGACUUUUGGAACCCCGCCACAACAGAAAUAUAUGAUAACCCGCAUCCUCCGUUAAAUCUUGACAAGAAAGAGUACCCUUCUAUGUUAGGGUUUGGCUAUGAUAAUUCAACGCAUACCUACAAAGUGGUUGUAAUAGUUGCCCCUCAGAAUUUCGACGAAGAUGAAGAUUUUAGAUCUUUAAUUUUAAGCAUGAAAGACGAGAUUCGAUGGAGAGAAAUUGAAGAAUUUCCUGCUUAUACUACUACGGUGGAAGCUGAUGGAAUAUAUAUAAACAACAGUCUUAACUGGUUAGGGAUAUAUUAUACGGACUAUGACGAAGAUGGCAGUGAUAUUUCAUUUGAUGAAGUGGCGAUCGUUUCGCUUGAUCUUGAGACUGAGACGUACACAGAGAUGUUGCUUCCUCGCGAACUUAAUGGGGUGUUCGUUGGAGAUUUCUGCUUUCCUGGUGAACAGCUUCAUUCCAAUGAAGCUCCACUUAUUGGAGUUUUGAAUGGUUGUUUGAGUCUUUUUCUUCAUAACCGCAACACAAAAGAUCUAAGCAUAUGGCAGAUGAAGGAGUUUGGGAAUGAAAGAUCUUGGACAAUCUUGUUGAACACAUCUUUUCAUGAUCUUGGAUUUUACACCAGACGAGUACCUACGACUUUCACUUACGAUUAUCACCUAUGGAGGGUUUCAGUAGUAAGAAAUCAACAUUUCUCUAGUAGUUAUAGCAUUUUUAUACCUCUUUGCCUGAUUGAGAAUGAUCGUGACAUCGUGAUCAUUCACAAUUCAUUUCAAGGUUGUGUGGUGCAAACAAUUAUUUAUAAUCUGAUAGAAAAGACAGUGACUUACAGAAAGCCGGCUGACAACUUACGUUGGAUCUAUCCUAUGGAUUAUGUUGAAAGCUUGGUUUCCCCUGAAAUGCUUUCUGAGGAACCUAAUGGAACAGCUUCAUUGCAAUGA
Molecule: messenger RNA, 1314 nt
Organism: Vigna angularis (adzuki bean)
Lineage: Eukaryota; Viridiplantae; Streptophyta; Magnoliopsida; Fabales; Fabaceae
Product: F-box/kelch-repeat protein At3g23880
Exons: 1
Coding region: 1-1314 (437 amino acids)
Molecular function (GO): protein binding
Source: RefSeq, a predicted model, not a curated record